UAUAUAUAUAUAGGAUAGCUGGACGAGCCCCCUAGAGCCCAAUGUGUGGUGGCGGCGGCGGCCAACAGAUGGCAGUAGCGCGGCGGCUGCCAUCCUCGACUCUAGCGUGGCAAACAUUCGCAGGAAGCGCAAGAUGAGCAGUUCGGAAGAAGUAUCUUGGAUUGCUUGGUUUUGUGGCCUGAGAGGCAAUGAAUUCUUCUGCGAGGUGGAUGAGGACUACAUUCAAGAUAAGUUUAACCUAACCGGUCUGAAUGAGCAGGUGCCUCAUUAUCGGCAGGCACUCGAUAUGAUUCUUGACCUCGAGCCAGAUGAAGAGGAAGAGAUUCCCCACCAGAGUGACCUUAUAGAGCAAGCAGCAGAGAUGUUGUAUGGUCUUAUCCAUGCUCGUUAUAUCCUUACAAAUAGAGGCAUUGCACAAAUGAUUGAGAAGUAUCAGGCUGGUGACUUUGGCCAUUGCCCAAGAGUUUACUGUGAAAAUCAGCCCAUGCUGCCUAUUGGAUUGAGUGAUGUUCCUGGUGAGGCCAUGGUGAAGCUGUAUUGUCCAAAGUGCUGUGAUGUAUACACUCCAAAAUCUUCACGUCAUCAUCACAUCGACGGAGCAUACUUUGGUACAGGAUUUCCACACAUGCUUUUUAUGGUCCAUCCAGAGUACAGGCCAAAGAGGCCUGCUAACCAGUUUGUACCACGGCUAUACGGUUUCAAGAUCCACCCUAUGGCGUAUCAGAUUCAACAACAAGCGGCAGCCAAUUUUAAAGCCCCUAUGAGAGCUAUCAAUUAUAAUAAUGGAAAACGCUAGAAAUUUAUAAAUAUUCUUAUUGUAUCCAAUAUUAGAACUAAACUUGGUUACACUCCUUAACUUAUUUUGUGGUGAUUUUUUUAUUUUUUUUAUUUUUACAUUAAGUAGACUUUUCAAAGUAUGCUGUUUAAGUUCAUUUGGGCAAAUGUGCAUUAGUUAACCAAGUGAUUAUAUUUGUGUUUUGUGUAUUCUCAACAAAUGGUGCAAACAGAGCUGUGCCAAGAUGAAAAUUGAUUGAUUCCUAAUAGAAAUGAUUAGUUGAAAGUUUGAAAGAUUUUGUAGCUCAAGUUUAAGCGACUAAUGUGACUGUCGAGCUAACUGGGAGGUCGCUGCAUGGCAAGUCUACUGCACACAUUCCGGAAGAGUCCAUUACCUCACCCCUUAGUUACCUCUGGAGCCAUGGAGCGUUCUCCCCCCCCAUCGAUAACUUGGGAUAUCACUUUACAACAUGCAUGAUAUUCACCAAGAAAUAUGUAAGUUUGGUUUUCAACUUUUAAGGUAACUACUUCUAAUAAAAUGUAAAUACAUAUUCCAUUGUACAGUUUCAGUAUUAAAUCCCCAACUUUUAAUGCACUCAAGAGUCUGGCAUUUACAGGAAUACUGUACAAGAAAGAGAAAUACUACCAGGAAAGUGGCAGGUAUGUCAUGGCCACAUUUUCUUAUUUAAAUACUUGAUAUGGAUGGUGAAUGACCUAACUGGUUCCAGUGCAUAAUCUUGGCCUAAACUGUAACAUACUUUUGUUUACAAAUGUAUGAAUAUUAUGAAUGAAUUGUUGGUUCAUAUCUGGCAUCCUAAGAGAAUAGCAUCAUUUGACAAUUUGCUGUGCAAUUUAUGUAAACAGUUGUGUAAUAAAGGAUAAGGUAGGAGAAAAUGCUAUACCUGUGCAUACGAGUGUCUCGCAAGGCCGUCCCGAGCCUUAUUUUCUGAAAAGCAAAGGGUCUUUACUAAGUUGUGAUGACCACUGUAAAUUUAUAUUACAUAUAUAAAUAUACUGUAUUGGUAUGCCUUAAUUGGUGGUAAAAUAAGGUAACUAGAAUAAAAAGUGCAAGAGUUGUGAAACUUUUGUUUUUGUUUUUUCUAGCAUUGGCUACAAAGUAACUUAUGAAAUGCUUAGUACAGUAAAAUAUAUACUGGUAGUUACGAAAGUUUUUUCUACUGGCAAGACUGCCAACAAUAUGUACAUCAUCAUCUUAAUACCAUAAGUGUAGCUUAAAUAACAAUUAUGCAUAGUUGAUUAUUGUAAUUAAAAAAAAUAACUCUGGCAAGAUAUGUAUUUUAUAUCUUAGAGUUUGGUGUCUCCCCUCUGUUUAGGGGUGCAUUCUUUUUGCCCAUUGGAGUUGCUGUACUAUGUUUUUCUCACUAAGUAUAUUAACAAUUAUUGCACAUAACACAUACUCACCAGCAGACACCUGGUUAAAGUUUGUGAAAUAAGUUCUUAUGGUUCCUGCUGAUAAGUCAAGAACCCCUUGUAAGUUGCGAGUCGUUAUCUUGACGUAAUACAGCUUUGAUAUGCAGUAUUAAACUUGUUAUGCUUUAGGACUUAAAUUUUGUGACUUUGGGAAAUUCACGUCAUUGUCUAUUUCUGGUCUUCCCACAUGUCCGUUAUUCAAUUUAAUAUACACAGAUUUUAUGCGAA
Procambarus clarkii (red swamp crayfish) is the source of this 2433-nucleotide messenger RNA. It is a transcript of the gene CkIIbeta, whose product is annotated as casein kinase II subunit beta. The record is from RefSeq and is a predicted model, not a curated record. NCBI's taxonomy places the organism in Eukaryota, Metazoa, Arthropoda, Malacostraca, Decapoda, Cambaridae. Gene Ontology annotation, cellular component: cytoplasm; protein kinase CK2 complex. Gene Ontology annotation, molecular function: protein kinase regulator activity.